AUGUCGGCACUCACCGAGGUCCUCACCGAGGAAGACUUCUCAGCACACUUGAGCUCGCUCUCCCCAUCUGCGCUGGUUGUUCUCUACUUCCACACACCAUGGGCUGCACCAUGCACCCAGAUGCGCACCGUCCUCUCCGCUCUCGCCUCGCAGUACCCCGCUACAGCCCCGCCGACCAUUUCAUUUAUCAGCAUCAAUGCCGAAGAGUUGCCCGACAUCUCAGAGGAGUAUGACGUCUCCGCUGUUCCCUUUGUCGUCUGCCUGCGCAGCGGCCAGAUCCUCGAAUCUAUCAGCGGUAGCGAUGCCAUCAAGGUCCGCGACGCCAUCGAGCGCCACGCUGGCCGCGGAAACGGCGCGGCCCCCGCCGACGGUGUCACCAGAGCCCAUAUCCCUCCUCCUCUCUCUGCCGUUCCUCGCGAAGAUGGCCCUGUGACAGCAACUCAGUCCCCUGUUCCUUCGGCGGAUGCCGCUGGUCCCGCAGCUAACGCUACCCCCGUCGCCGCCACCCCUACCCUCACUCCGGAGCAGUCCCAAGAGGCGCUGUUCGCUCGUCUUGCUGAGUUGGUCAAGGCUGCACCCGUUAUGCUGUUUAUGAAGGGAACACCUAGCUCUCCGCAAUGCGGCUUCAGUCGGCAAUUGGUGGGCAUCCUCCGAGAGCGGAGCGUCAAGUACGGAUUCUUCAACAUUCUGGCCGAUGAGGAUGUGCGACAGGGUCUGAAGGAGUUCGCCGAGUGGCCCACCUUCCCCCAACUGUGGGUCGAUGGCGAAUUAGUGGGUGGUCUGGAUAUUGUCCGCGAGGAGAUCAACAGUGACCCCAACUACCUGUCAGCCUACUCCGUCAGCAAAUAG
Molecule: messenger RNA, 849 nt
Organism: Penicillium odoratum
Lineage: Eukaryota; Fungi; Ascomycota; Eurotiomycetes; Eurotiales; Aspergillaceae
Product: PICOT family protein
Exons: 2
Coding region: 1-849 (282 amino acids)
Molecular function (GO): 2 iron, 2 sulfur cluster binding
Source: RefSeq, a predicted model, not a curated record